Messenger RNA from Telopea speciosissima, 1163 nucleotides. RefSeq names its product WD repeat-containing protein LWD1. NCBI's taxonomy places the organism in Eukaryota, Viridiplantae, Streptophyta, Magnoliopsida, Proteales, Proteaceae. Gene Ontology annotation, cellular component: nucleus. The coding region runs from base 35 to 1075 and encodes 346 amino acids. Gene Ontology annotation, molecular function: protein binding. The transcript is spliced from 2 exons. The record is from RefSeq and is a predicted model, not a curated record.
AAUUCGAAAGUGGGAAGAAAAGUAGAAAAAAAAGAUGGGGACGAGUAUCGAUCCGAACCAGGACGGAUCGGAGGAACAACAGAAACGGUCGGAGAUAUACACGUACGAGGCGCCGUGGCACAUCUACGCCAUGAAUUGGAGCGUGCGAAGGGACAAGAAGUACCGUUUGGCCAUCGCGAGCCUGCUGGAACAGUUCCCAAACCGAGUGGAGAUCGUGCAACUUGACGACUCCAACGGCGAGAUCAGGUCCGACCCCAACCUGUCUUUCGAGCACCCCUACCCUCCCACCAAAACUAUCUUCAUCCCGGACAAGGAGUGCCAGAAGCCCGACCUGCUGGCCACCUCCGGGGACUUCCUCCGCAUCUGGUGCAUCUCUGACGGUAACGACCGCGUGGAGCUCAAGAGCCUUCUCAACGGCAAUAAGAACAGCGAGUUCUGCGGGCCCCUCACCUCCUUCGACUGGAACGAGGCGGAGCCCAAGCGCAUCGGCACCUGCAGUAUCGACACCACCUGCACUAUCUGGGACAUCGAGCGCGAGGCCGUCGACACCCAGCUCAUCGCCCACGACAAGGAGGUCUACGACAUCGCCUGGGGCGGCGUCGGCGUCUUCGCCUCCGUCUCCGCCGAUGGCUCAGUUAGGGUUUUCGACCUUCGCGACAAGGAGCACUCCACCAUUAUCUACGAGAGCUCCGAGCCCGACACCCCCCUUGUCCGCCUGGGCUGGAACAAGCAGGACCCCAGGUACAUGGCCACCAUCAUCAUGGACAGCGCCAAAGUCGUCGUCCUCGACAUACGCUUCCCUACCCUCCCCGUCGUCGAGCUGCAGAGGCACCAGGCCAGCGUCAACGCCAUCGCCUGGGCCCCGCACAGCUCUUGCCACAUCUGCACCGCCGGUGACGACUCCCAGGCCUUGAUUUGGGAUCUCUCCUCCAUGGGCCAGCCUGUCGAGGGUGGCCUCGAUCCUAUCCUCGCCUACACUGCUGGGGCCGAGAUCGAGCAGCUGCAGUGGUCCUCGUCCCAGCCCGAUUGGGUUGCCAUUGCCUUCUCCACCAAGCUUCAGAUUCUUAGGGUUUGAAGAAAUAUUUGAAUUCUUCGCAGAUUUGCUUCGAUUCGUUGGAAGUGGAUUUUUGUUCUUUUUCUUACCGACGAAUACUGACAUUUCU